UGUUUUCAAAAAUAAUGGCGAGGCAGAUUCCUAAAUUUCUGCCAAAAUGGGCCCACAUGUGCCCUCGGAGAAGCCAGUCAUUAGUGUAUGCAAGAAUAGCCAACUUUGGGAUUCUUGAGGAUAAAUACAAGGAAAUUCGAGAAAAAGCUUUUGACAGGAUUGACACAUCCAAAGGAGAUAUUAACAAGAAACAGGAGGAAUCCAAGGACCAACUCAAGAGGUUUGAUCUCUUCUCAAGCCCUAUUUCUGAGAAAAACUUAGGCCAAGAGGGAUACAGCAUUAAUGCAAUGACUCUCGAUCAAAUCAUUCAGAGGUUGAGAAUUGCUUUAGAACAGAAAUCUGAGCCAUAUGUGUACUAUCUCAUACUGGAAAGAAUGCAGGAUAUCGUCAUAAAUGAGCCUACAACAACUGGGAAGAAUGAGAUCUUAAAAAUACUAAGGGCAUUAAAUUAUUAUAGACCUAAAGAUGAAGAACGGAUUGAGAGACAAGCAAGAAAUAUCGGAUAUGUCUCAGAGAAUAAGGAUCCUUUAUCUAAAGCACAUCUAAGAGUAAUAAAGCAGCAGUCAUUGGUCGCUACAUCUCCCAUAGGUCAUGCAUUUGAUCAUGUGAAUGAUAAUAUACGAGGGACUUAUCUCAGAUCACUGGUGACUGAUUUCGUAAAAACAGAGGAAGAGACUAUGAGGAAGGAUAUUUACGAUGUUCUUGAAAUUUAUAAAACACUCUUUCGUAAUCUGGAGUUAGUUAUUCAUGAAGAGCUUAACCGGAAUAAUGUCUCUAUUCGAGAAACUCUGGAUAUCUUAUGAGCAUUUUCUAUAUCAGGAGAGGCAUCAAAUGUGCUGCUUGAGAGGAUAUUCGAGAUGAUCUACCCAAAUUUAUACCAAGGAAAGUUUAACAAGCAUGAUUUAGAACUGAUAAUAAACCAUUUCCCUCAAGAUUUCUGGGAAAACUCCUUUGAGCAUUCAUCUAAAAUGAAUAGCUUCAAUGGAAUGAUAGCAGAGAAAUUAGAAGAAGAGGUUGAGGGUUCAUCAAACAGGGAAUUACUUUCAUUUUUCCAGGCUUUCUCAAAUUUAAAGAAUUUCCCUAAAGCACUUCUGAAUAAGCUCCUUAACAGAUUUGUAAAGAUGAUAGAGCAUAAUCAAAUGACUAAGCAGGAAUUAAUGAAUUUUCUAGAAAUAUAUGCGAUCAUGCUACAGACUGACCCACUCAAGGCAAAAGAGCUAGAUUCUGAACUUCUUUUCGCCAUUGUUUCCAAGAAUAUUGAAGACAAUUUUCUCAAGAAAAAAUUUAAAUUUUCUUUACAAGAAAUAGCAGUACUUUAUUGGAUAUAUGCAACUUGUGAGAUAUAUCCCGGAACUUCUGAGGGAGCAGUAAAGUCAUUGGAAAAUAUACUUAACCCUAUGCUAGAUCUCUUUAUUGAGAAAUAUAAGCAUCUUUCUGAAGAAGAGAAGUAUGAUGGGAUCAAACAAGAAAUGGAUUUAAAUGACAAAGAUGCAGAUUUGAUCAUAUUUUAUUAUAAAAAGUGCCAAGAGAAUGGAAUAGGGGAGAAUGCAUCAACUAUAAUAAAAACAAUAGAAUCUAUCAAGAAGAAGUAUGAUGAUCGCCCAGAGAACGAGCGGAAAUGGUUUGUAUUCUAAAAUUUCAAU
This is a messenger RNA of Moneuplotes crassus, 1643 nucleotides long. The record is from the annotation of a GenBank genome assembly. NCBI's taxonomy places the organism in Eukaryota, Ciliophora, Spirotrichea, Euplotida, Euplotidae.